AGUCGUAUAUAUAAAGGAGUCGAAUUUUGCUGCGUUCAAAGCACGCACGCCUCCACACAUAUCUCUUCAUCUCUCUCUCAUCCUUUCGCGUUCUCGAAAAACCCUUCGUGAAAGGAAAGCUACCAUGGUUGAUCAGGUUCAGCACCCUACAAUCAUGGAGAAGGUCACUGGUCAGCUCCACCGCCGAUCUAGUCCUUCAUCUGGUUUUACUAGUUAUGAUGGAACCUUCCGCCAUCCUGCCAUGUACCAAAAAUACUCCUAUGGGAAUUACUCAAAUGCAGCAUUGCAGAGUCCAAUGGCCUCCACAUGCAGAGCUACUGUUGAUUUAUCUGCUGUUGCCACAACAGCUUCUCCUCUCUUUGUCGCAGCCCCAGCAGAAAAAAGCCAUUUUCUUAUUGAUUUUCUCAUGGGUGGUGUUUCAGCUGCAGUUUCCAAAACUGCUGCUGCUCCUAUUGAACGUGUUAAACUUUUGAUCCAAAACCAGGAUGAGAUGAUCAAAACUGGCAGGCUUUCUGAGCCCUACAAGGGCAUUGGUGAUUGUUUUAAGAGAACAAUGGCCGAUGAGGGUGUGGUUGCUCUUUGGAGAGGAAACACUGCCAAUGUUAUCAGAUAUUUCCCCACUCAGGCUUUGAACUUUGCAUUCAAAGACUACUUCAAGAGGCUUUUCAACUUCAAGAAGGACAGGGAUGGUUACUGGAAAUGGUUUGCUGGCAACUUGGCUUCUGGAGGUGCUGCUGGUGCCUCGUCCCUUCUAUUUGUUUACUCUCUUGAUUAUGCUCGUACUCGUCUUGCCAAUGAUGCUAAGGCAGCUAAGAAGGGUGGAGAAAGACAAUUCAACGGUCUUGUUGAUGUCUACAAGAAGACUCUUGCAUCUGACGGAGUUGCUGGGCUUUACCGUGGUUUCAACAUUUCCUGUGUUGGAAUUAUUGUGUACCGUGGUCUCUACUUUGGAAUGUAUGAUUCCCUCAAACCAGUUCUUCUGACUGGAAAAUUGCAGGAUAGCUUUUUCGCCAGCUUUGGGCUUGGAUGGCUCAUCACCAAUGGUGCUGGUCUAGCAUCAUACCCAAUUGACACGGUUAGGAGAAGAAUGAUGAUGACAUCUGGAGAAGCUGUCAAGUACAAGAGCUCUUUGGAUGCAUUCAAACAAAUCCUCAAGAACGAGGGUGCUAAGUCAUUGUUCAAGGGAGCUGGUGCUAACAUCCUCCGUGCUGUUGCUGGUGCCGGUGUGCUCGCAGGUUACGACAAGUUGCAGGUUAUUGUGUUCGGCAAGAAAUAUGGAUCUGGUGGUGCUUAAUUUUGUUAGUGUCUUAAGUCAUUAUUAUUGUUUUUAGAUGGCGAUGAAAAUCAUUUAAGUUCCGAGAGUUAGACUAAUUGCUGCAGCAAGUUUUGUUUAAUAAGUUUACUCGGUGGGAUUUUAUCCCUAACUUUUAAAUUUUUGGUUGGAAAUUUGAAAUUAAGAGCAUGAUUUAUUGGAGUGGCAGGAUAAGCAUCUGUCACUUGAAUCUCUUCUUUUUAAGAUUUAAAAUAUAUCAUAUACUGUUGUCUUAUUUCAAGAAUAAAAUGCCUGAGUUUUAUUUAA
This is a messenger RNA of Cicer arietinum (chickpea), 1579 nucleotides long. Its product is annotated as ADP,ATP carrier protein 1, mitochondrial-like. The record is from RefSeq and is a predicted model, not a curated record. Gene Ontology annotation, cellular component: mitochondrial inner membrane. NCBI's taxonomy places the organism in Eukaryota, Viridiplantae, Streptophyta, Magnoliopsida, Fabales, Fabaceae. Gene Ontology annotation, molecular function: ATP:ADP antiporter activity. Gene Ontology annotation, biological process: mitochondrial ADP transmembrane transport; mitochondrial ATP transmembrane transport.